AAAUCAAAGGCGCUAAAGAAACAAGAAUGGAGGAGAGCACAACUUCUGCUUCCACCGAAGCCGUCGUAGAAGCCCUAAGGGCCAGAGGCUGGUGUUUCGGCGAUUGGGACCAAGUCAAAGCUCUCAUAGUAAUUCACACCGCUUUAUCCGACGAUGUGGGCACUUGUUCGGUUGCCGAUUUGGUUGAAUCGGAGCUCGUUAACAUGGACCUUAGAUCCAUCGGAGGCAAAUCCUUACCCGACCCGAACCUCCGAAAAUCUUCAUUUGUUGUUGGUCCCAAAGUCCUCCAGAUUUCGUCAGUAAGGGAUAUAUCUAGAAGCAGCAUAUCCGAAUUUUCGGGGAAUUCGAGUAGUUUACGUUUGCUGAGAUUGUGUCUUACCGAUGGACAUAGUGAGAUAACUGCCAUUGAGUACUCUCAUGUUCCAGCAAUUCCCGACAAUGUGGUUCCUGGUACUAAGAUUCGUUUGGAAAAUAAAGCCAUCAUACACGGUGGCAUAUUAUGUUUGAACCCUAAAGUGGUAAAUUUGUUAGGAGGUGUUGUUCAAUCGCUUUAUGAAGAAUGGGAGAUGAACCAAAAAUAUUCAGGUUUCUCCCGUUCAUCAUUAAGGUCAUCUCAAAGUGGUACUGGUGGUCCUCCCCCAUUUGAGAAGUUGCAAAUCGAGGCACCUUUGAGCAGUAGGCUUGUCCAACAAGGCAGAUCAUCUUGUGAGCAUUCUCAAGCUUUUUAAAUGUCUUGUAUUUAAUCUUAUAUCCCACUUGCAUUGCCAUUGUUUUUUCUUCUUUGUGUACUACUUAAGAAUUUUUCUUUCAGAAUUUGUUCCCGCUCUUUUUAGGAGCUUUGGUAACUAUAUAGGCUUAACAUCUAAUCUAAGAGUAACAAAGGAGUAGACAGAGAGCCCGUGGCUGUAAUGUUUGUUGUUGACUACAAUAAUCAAGCUGUUAACACCUAUUGGUAUAAAAUCUAUUGUUUAAUGUAGAUGAUGAAUCAGUAUUAUCAUAGAAAAUUUAUGUGAUAUAGAUGCCACUUUAACAAGAUAUGAAGUGAAACCCUUUUGCACCUAGACCACUUUUUCCAUAGUGGACACAUUUAAGAUGUGCUAUGGACUCUUUCUUCUUGUUGGCUCUGACAGGCAUUAAGAGAAUUUCAUUUCUUUGAUAUCUUCCUUUCAUUCUUCUUGGGAACAAUCAUUGAGGGAUUCGUAGAAAAGGAAACAUUGAAUUUGAUACUUGGUGUUCAG
Molecule: messenger RNA, 1238 nt
Organism: Theobroma umbraticum
Lineage: Eukaryota; Viridiplantae; Streptophyta; Magnoliopsida; Malvales; Malvaceae
Product: tudor domain protein (DUF1767)
Cellular component (GO): nucleus
Source: RefSeq, a predicted model, not a curated record